AUGUCGGGCGAGGAUUUGGGAUAUCCGAGGUCACCUGGAAGACAAGCUCAAUCUCCAAUCGAGCUCCCUACAAGCGGCAGUCACGUAGGUGGCUAUAGGAGUCAACCACACAGACAACGCGUCAACUCUGGUGGGAGUGAUCUCUACUACGAAGAUGUCGAUCCACGGUUCGCUUCGGACCCAGAGCCGGUACCGCCACAAAACCUCCAGCCAGGAGAACGGAACCGGAGGCCUCCUCCCCUUCUCACGCCAGGACCGCCCGGCCAUUACCGACCCGACUCCUACAACGGCAUGCCUCCAACGAACUCGUACGAGGAAUUGCCCGGGGCGCGAUCUCCAGCGGAAAGUGAAACUAGUAAUUUCACCUCUGUCAGCCAGCGCGGCGUCAACCCCAAUUGGCGGCCGAACAACGGCGGAGAGUUCAGCACCCUGGGUCCUAUGAGGAGGCGAGAACAACAGACGAGGCAAGACAUGCUCCUGGCAGGAAACCCCGACUUUGAGCUGCCCGGAGCCGUAGGGCCUCAGCGUCUCCCAACUCGAGGUGGUAACGGAGGUCCAGGGAUGAGAGGCGGAAUUAUGAGAGGACCAGCUCGUGUCCCGCCUGCUAGUGCCAUUGGUGGUGGUGGCGAUGGUCCCUAUCCCACUCCCAUGGGGCCGCCCCUGCCUGGGGGUUCAAUGGGACCGCCUGGACCUGGACCGGGGACUGGAAUGGGAGGAAUGAGGGAGAUAUGA
Molecule: messenger RNA, 732 nt
Organism: Fonsecaea monophora
Lineage: Eukaryota; Fungi; Ascomycota; Eurotiomycetes; Chaetothyriales; Herpotrichiellaceae
Exons: 1
Coding region: 1-732 (243 amino acids)
Source: RefSeq, a predicted model, not a curated record